GAGAUUCAGUAACCUCUGACCUUCAGUGGGGUCAAUCAUAUGCAAAUAGGCAUCCUUGGAAGCAGCUUGAGUGGUGUUGGUGGUACCUUCCAUGUUGGCCCUGGAUUGUAGCAUUUCAGAGCAGGUUUAGGUUUCCUUGCCUCUUCCUGUAUGGACUCCAGUGUCUAAUUGGGGGUUUGCAGAGGACCUCUUUGACCUAUAGAGGUUGAGACAUCUGCUGAGCUACCACCAGACUAAGGAAGGGCAACUUACCAAUCAGGUAGAGAUUCAGACUGCGAGAGUGUCCAUGAGAAAUGUCCUAGAACCCAUGCCUACAACUGAUCUGCUACAUGUGUCGGCUGUAGUUCCUGUUGGUGCCUGGUGUUGCUGACACAUGAACAGGAGAUGUCCUCCCCGAUCAGCAAACCUGACAAAGUCAGGUAUGUCUGUGAUGAGUGCCAGAUGACAUGCAUUUCAGAGUACCACCUCAACAAGCACAAGAGUUCGCACUAUGACUGGAAACAGUGCUACGAGUGUAACCUCUGCAACUACUCCACUUUGUCCCUAAACCAGAUCAAGAUACAUGCCCUGAAACAUGUCAAGUCAGAACAACACACCAACGAGGGGGAUAGAGACACGCCAGCUUGCAAUGGCACACAGGAGGUAGGAGAUGGGCAUAACAGCAAGAUGUCAACACAAAGUAACACUUCUGGCCAGCAAAUGGACUAUAAUGCUCCAGAUGUUUUCCCAGUAAACAAUGACAAAGAAGUAGGGGUUGAUUUAGGUUCAAAUUGUAACUCGCCAUGUUUACCAAAUGGAGCAAUGGUAGAAAGCAGCAGGCAGGUAAAUAUGGAUGGUUUUGGUUCAGAUGUGGAGAUCCUCUCUGUCCAAGGCAGUGAGGCAGAUCCCGCAAUCCCAGUGAUUGUCUUAGAGUCUGACACAGAUGAAGAAUCCAGUACACUGCCAGAACACGCUGGGCAAACAAAUGAAGAGAAACCCAUUUCAGAUGGUGUCAGAAGUGAGAUGACUGAAAAUGACGAGCAGGUGACAGAGGACCAAGAAGAGAAACCAUCAGAAGAAACCCAAGAUACAGUGUUUAGCUGCUCCAAUUGUUCGUUCACUACCCCAGAACUUAACCUACUGCUGAAACACCGGGAAAUACACUUGAACAACAAAUGCUACAGAUGUGACAAGUGCAGCUUCAUUGCAGUUCAAGAAAAGUACUUGCUCAUCCACCAGCAAAAACAGCAUGCAGCUGCAGGUAGCAGUAAAGAUCAGUGUGACCACUGCCCCUUUUCAACAAAGGACCCAGAAGCAAUGAAGAAGCAUGGGAAGUUCCAUGGUGCAAAUCUGCCACUGAAGUGCCCUUUGUGUACAUUUGCCUGCUCAUCACAUUUACAGCUUAGUUUGCACCUCAAGCUGCACGUGAAGAUUGAAACUUUGCCUGUGGCAAACUGCCACACUGCUGCUCCUACCAGUGGUAGAGACUCUGAUAUUUCUGUCGCUCCAAGCAGUAGCAUUGGAAAUGCAAGUGACAACGAUAGAGAGUUGCCCAUGUCAAGCAAUUGUGAGACAGCAAAGGAAACUGCCACUUCACUUGACGUUAGUGACCUGGCAAUGGAGGAACAGGCGAAAGACCAAAGUACCCCUUCAACUCCAAGCCAGUCAGCGGAGAAAAGAACAUUUAAUUGUGAAGAAUGUGGGUUCAGUACUUACCGCAGGGAGACCUUGCGAACCCAUAUGAGAAUCCACAGUGGCGAGAAGCCAUACGCCUGCAGUUUCUGUCCCUACAGAGCCAGGCAGAAGCCAAACCUAAACACACACAUGCAGUUUCACAAGGUUAGGUCCAAGUUCACCUGCAAAUACUGCUCAUAUUCCACUAGCAAUAAGGCAAGCACACGUUUACAUGAAACCUUGCAUGAAAGCCUAAAAUAUGAAAAUAAAAAUCUAGGUACUCCUGAAAAAGAAGAUUACAGUGAGCACUCUGAUAGCCCAGAGAAGAGCCCUCGGAGCAAGGUAACGAGGGAUAGAAAAGGGCUGUUCCGGUGUAAGCACUGCUCGUUUCACACCAGGCAUUCCACCAGCAUUCAGCGUCACCUCAAGAUCCAUGAGGGCAGUAAACCCUUCAAAUGUAAGCGCUGCUCCUACAGGGCUAUCACCCUCUUCCAGAUCCAGGGGCAUGAGAAACACCAUGACGAGACACUUCCCUUUAAGUGCAGGUGGUGCCACUACUUUGCUGAGACCCAGGCUGGUGUGGGCAUCCAUGAGCAACGUGUGCAUGAGGAGUAUCUGCAGGUGAUCCCAAAGAAACAGAAAAAUCUACCUUUGGAUCUUUCAAUGAAGAGCCCUGAGAAAAGCAUGUCUCUGAACUCAUCAAGUUCAUCGGAAGUGGAGGAACUUCCUGUCAAGAUAGAGACGAUAGAGGCUGCUAUUGAAGAGGUUGAUGAAAAUGGCAAGGCCAGAUACAAGUGCAAAAGCUGCUCUUUUAAGACUGCUUGGAGGGAGAACUACUAUCGACACUGUAGGAUCCAUACUGGAGAGAAGCCCUUCCACUGCCGACAUUGUCCGUACCAGGCCAGGGGAAACAUGGCAUGGUACAGGCACAUGAAGCAUCACACUGCCAACUACCCUUUCAAGUGCCCUUUGUGUACCUACACAAGCCUCAGUCAGGCAGCAGUCACUUCUCAUCAAAAUAAGGUGCAUGACUGUAAGAUUGACAACAAGAGUAACAAGUCAUCAUCUCAGAAAGUUGCUGGCAGCAAGGUCUCUGGCCAGCCAUUGAAGGUGCCCGGAAGGCUGCGUUGUCCAUUGUGCCAGUUCACCACUGCCAGUGAGACACUCUUAAAGCUGCACAAGGCCAAGCACAUGUCCUCGGGGAAGACAUACAAGUGUAAAGAUUGCAAAUACACCACCCAUCUUCUGCCCAGCCUUCUGAAGCAUGCUGCUAUCCACACCUCAGGAAAGUCAUACCAGUGCAGGUACUGCCCAUAUGUAACCAUGUACAAGGCUCAUCUAGACAGACACGAGGAACACCAUACUAAGAGCACUCCAUCUAAGUUUAGGUGUGAACAGUGCACAUACUCAGCAGGGAAUCUGCUGGGCUUGUCUGAGCACCUCAAAUGGCAUGGGGGACCACAGCAAGUCAAGCAUCCCGAUGGAGUGGUGGACAUUGGCAUGGAGCAAACAGACUACCUUGAAGAGGAAGAACAUACUGAGAUGAUGGAGUUCCCAGAGGCCAGUUCAACGUCAAAACAUUCUGUUGACCGAGACCAGGAUCCCGUGAGUAGGGGUAGUCCAGCAAAGAUGUAUGAGUGUCACAGCUGUGAUUACCAGUCCAAGGACUUGUGUGCCCUGAAGAGGCAUUUACGCACACAUACAGGGGAGAGGCCUUUCCAGUGCCAGCACUGUCCAUACAGUGCCAGGCAAGUCACCAACAUGAACCGGCAUACCUACCAGCAUUUUGCAAAUCUUCCCCACAAAUGCCCACAUUGCUCUUACUCUGUCCGAAACACAUCAGCUCUUGCAAAGCAUAUUAAAUGGCAUUUGCCUGACACACAGGACGGUCUAGUCCCAGGACGUGAUGAAAAAGGGGCCAGUUCUGCACCAUCUGGCAGUCAUAUCUCACCAAGAAUAAAGAUCGAGAGGAGCCCCUCUGGUUCUGGGAGGAAGAGGAACCUUAACCGCAUUCACCGGUGCAAAUGGUGCCCCUACACGACAUGCUACCUCCACAACCUGCAUCGGCACAAGACCCACCACGGGGCUGGCUUCCUGUACAAGUGUGAUCUCUGCAGCUACUCUGCCAGGAACACCACUGGGCUCCAGAACCACGUAGAGCUCCACCAGAGGGCAGCUAACGGCCCCUCCAUCUCAGAGCAGCAUGCAAUUUAUCAGGGCAGCAAUGGAGGAGAAGGUGGAGGCAUCCCAGAAAGCCUGCAUGCCAAUAAUCCGAACUGGACAGAAGGAGCCAGUGCUCAGGCAGCCAACAACAGUGACGAUAUUAACAUGAAUGCCCAACAACGUUCACACUUUGAAUGUGGCACAUGUGGAUACAUGACCACUAGUCAGGAAAGGCUGUCAAAGCACAUGAUCACCCACACAAGUCGCAGAACUCAAUCCUGUGACAUAUGCCCAUACAAGACCCGUCAGUCCAGAACAUUAUGGAAGCACAUGAAACACCACACAGUACAGCAUGCUCUGAAGUGCAGUUUCUGCUCCUAUAGCUCUGACUUUCCCCGAGCCAUUACCAACCACGAGAGGGUGCACAUGAGAUAUGCAGCAGAGAUGGACAACAUGGCUAUACAGCCCCACUCCGGAGAAGGCCUGACCUGUGAUGACUGUCCGUUCCGUAGCCUUACUCUUAGUGGCCUUAUGAAGCAUAAGACGCAUCACACAGCAAACCUGGCAUUUAAGUGCAAAUCCUGCACAUACACUGCCUCCUCCCCACGAAUCAUCUCCUACCACCAAAAAGUGCACCUGGAGAAGGUGGAAAAGCCAUUUGAAUGCGACAUGUGCCCCUUCAAGUCGGCCUUCUCCAAGUGUCUUUUGAAGCACAUGCAGCAUCACAGUGCCAAGCUUCCCCUGAAGUGCAGAUACUGUACCUACACCUCAUCCUGCAACAGGGCCAUUACUCUACAUGAGAAAGUCCAUGACCUAGGCCCAGACAAGGCUCUACCCUCUAGUAGUCUUGGCAACAGGCUGUGUGGGAUUUGUGGGUAUAUUGCCUGCAGCCGAGCAAGGCUGGUUAAGCACAUCCGGAAGCAUACAGGUGAGAAACCUUUCAAGUGUGCCCACUGCCCAUUCAAGACAAGUCUGGAGGAUACCUUAGCCAAACACAACAAGCAUCAUGAGAGUAAUGGUGCAGUCAAGUGCAGAUACUGUAGCUAUAGUUCCGAUGUGACCAGGGUGGUCACAAACCAUGAAAAACUGCACGAAGAGGGGACUGACGGCACUCAACAGUCUGCUACUCUGCCUAGUGGAAGCAAGAUGAACUCCAGCGUCUCUAGUAGUGAAGAAACAAUGAAGAAAGCCAAGCCAGAAAACAUGUACUCAUGUCAGAUGGACUAUAAAUGUGAACUGUGUAGUUACACUGCUCACUGCAAGAAGCGCAUGGAUGAACACAUGUGUACCCACACAGGCUUCAAGCCAUAUGGCUGUGACAUGUGCCCAUACAGAACGCCUUUGAGGGAAACUCUCAUGAGGCACAAAAAGCACCACACUGGGAAUUUUGCCUUCAAGUGUAGUUUCUGUUCAUACUCGGCUAAACGGGACUUUCAUGUCAAAGAACACGAGAAAGUCCACACCAUGAAGCAGCCUCAGUACAAGAUAAUAACGACACCUACGGGUAACCACACUCAUCUAGCUGAGCCUCUGGUUGUGAAGAAACGUUACGAGUGUCAGAUUUGUGAUUACACAUCAGAAGACAAAAGCAGGCUAGUGAAGCAUCAGAGAACCCACACCGGGGAGAAGCCUUAUUCAUGUAGGUUUUGCCCCUAUAAAACAGCAUUAAAUGAAAGCCUGUGGAAACACAUGAAACACCAUAAAAUUAAAGCCCCAAUGCAGUGUCAGAAGUGUAGCUACUCAACUACCACAAUGCAGUCAUUGUUGCUUCACAACAAGCUACAUGGAGAAACAGAUGAUAUCAUAGUAGAGGCCAAACCAAAGGUUAACCAAGCUGGUUCAGAUGAUGGACUAAAACCCAAGGCCACAGACUUCCAGUGCAACAUGUGUGGCUACAUGGCUCUUGAUAGGAGUAAACUCAUCAAGCAUCUUCAGUCACAUUCCUUAGAAAAGGCCUUCUCCUGCCCAUCGUGUCCCUACAGGUCUUCCUCAAAGGAGAAUGUGAAGAGGCACCAGAAGCACCACAGGAGUAAGUUCCCAUUCCGCUGUCAGUUCUGCUCCUACAGCGCAAACAACAGCUCGGUGGUGAGAACACACGAGAAGCUUCACCAGGGGCAGUCAUAUCCUUGCCACAAAAAAAUGCCAUCAAUCCACUUCCAGUGCUUGACAUGUGGGCUUCCACACGCAAGCCAGACAGACCUGGAUGACCACAGGAGGGAAAAUCACCCGUCUGAAAAAUGUUUCCAGUGUCCAGAGUGUCCCUUUGUCAGCCAGUGGGAAAAGGCACUAAAGAAGCAUCGGUACAGUCACAUUGCCAACUUCCCCAACAAGUGUAGGUUGUGCUCCUUUACCUCCCCUAAAAAGUAUGUUAUCAGGGCCCAUGAGCAGACCCACAAGAAUGCCCCACAUCUGAUGGAAGAACAGAAGAUUGAGAAGCUGACUGACAGAGAAUGUCGGAAGAUCUAUACUUGUAACUUGUGUCCAUUCAGAGCCAGGCAGCAGAGGGAGUAUGAGAACCACAUGUCUGGUCACAAUGCUGCACAUCCCUUCCAGUGUCCACAGUGUAGCUUCUCUGCUAAGGAAAACAGGGGUCUGUCCAGCCAUCUGCGGGUGCAUGACAGGCAGAAACAGCGCAUCCUGAGAUGUAGCACUUGUGGCUUUUCAACUGCCAUAGCCAGCCUGAUGAAGCUACAUGAAGUCAAGCAUAAGAUCCACCCCAAAGACGGAAGGGUGGGAAACUCCCUUCGAACGACAGACAAGCAGAGGAGGCUUCACUAUUGCGGGCAUUGCAGUUUCAGCACGCAUCACCACAGGGCGUACAAGAUCCAUCUUAUGCACCACGGAGCCAAACUGCCCUUCAAGUGCACCCACUGCACUUUUGCAUGUCAACUCCGACGCCAUCUCACCAGACACAUCAACAACCAGCACAGGAACAAUGAAGAGGACAUGACACUUGAGCAGCAGAAUGGACCAAAGUACAAGGCUCCUGACAAAGUACAGAUGACAAAGGCAGACAGGUUGUACCAACACUAUGUGGAACCUUCCAGUGUGCCGUUCAAGUGUCCAAGCUGCAAGUUCACCACUAAGAAGAAGUACCUGUGGUUAAUCCACAAGGGAAGACAUUCAGAAGAUAAGAUUUUCCGCUGUGAUGAGUGUGACUUCACCACUAAGUGUGCAGGAUCAGUUCUACCUCAUAUUCAGUGGAAGCAUAUGGGCCAGUGGCCACGUUACCUUCAGUGUAAGGAGUGCCCAUACGAGACUUCUGACACCAGGUGCCUGAAUAAUCACAUGAAACACCACACAGAGAACUAUGCUAUAAAAUGUACCAAGUGCUCAUACUCCACUGACCUCCAGCACCUUUUGGAGAAGCACCUUAAAGUCCACAGUGCCAAGCACAGAUCCAAAGUACCUCGUGCAAGUCAGCGUGGGUUUACAAGUCAUGCCGAGUCACUCCCACAGUCAGAACUGUAUGUGGAGGAAGAAUCCAUGGACUCCAAAAGUUCCGAUCCCACCACAGAUGAUGUGGCAGUCAGCGGCCGUCCCCAGAAAAUCGCUCCACGACAGUGCAACUUCUGCGGUCGUAGGUUCUUCCGGAAGGCGGAAUGGAAGCGCCACACAAAGCGGCACAAACAGGCUCCGAGUGGUCCGCAGGCGCAUGUGGUUGCCCAUGGUGACCCUGUGACAGGCAUGCUGGUCUACACAUUUGUGUGCUGGUUCUGUGGGAGGAGGUUUAAUGGACAGGAGGAAUGGUACAGGCACAUGCAGCAUCACAGGUUCUGAAGAUACUGCUGACAUGCCGAUUAGUUUGACCCACUGCCUUACCCUGUAGCCGAUACAAAUAAGGUGCCAAAAGGUUACCUUAGGAGGAAGAAGGUGAACUUGCUGCUUUCGUCAUAUAAACUUUAGUACAUAUACAUAGAUUUCUACAUUCUUUUAGCUUCAUGUAUUGUUUGUGACUUGUCAGGUAUGACUGUGCCAUUUGUACUGUGGUCCCCAAUGGUUUUCUAGUUAUUUCAGAAAAACAGGUCAUUGUCAAGAGAAAUAUACUAGUACAGUGUUUGUGCAACUUUGAGAAACUGUGCAACAAAGGAUGUUGUAGUCUGAGAAACCAUGGCAGACAUUCUGAUUGAUUUAGAUACCCAUUCUGUCAAGAUAAUGAUGGGUUACACAAUAUUUAAUCUUAACCUCUCUAACUUACCAGUGAACAAGGACCUUUUUUCUUUAGAAGGCUAACUUUGUUUUAAUGAGUCACUCCCUUUAUAUGUUGUCAGUUAUUUUUGUGGUAUGAAAUGAACAAGUAUAAAUAUUGAAAGUGGACUACUUUAUCUGCUGAAGAGGGAUGUCUCCAGGUUUUGACAUCGCUUGCUGCAAUCCCUACACACAGUGGGAGAAGAAGAAUUGUGACAGGCCAUGUAGUAGUCAUAUGAGGUCAGAUGAUAGUGUUCGAAUUGUAGCAGUUUUUUGUGUUAUCUACUCUAAUUAAUGAAAUGUUUUCAGAUUUUGUUUUGUCAGAUGAAGAAAGUUGAUAAGGGUACUUGAGAUUCUAAAUGGCACUCUUGACCUUUCAGGGUAAGGAUCUCGAAUGACAAGAUGCAAUUUACACCACUAUAACGUUCCCUUGUGUAGAUAUGACUCACACGUAUUGCUGUUAGGUACCCAGGGUUGAUCUGAGAAUAUUUGUAUAUUGUGGCAAUUUAUAGAUGAUGUGUAAUUAGUAGUGAAGAUUCAAAAAAGGAUACAAACUUGUCAUCAUAGAUCUGUCUUUAUCCAAAUUUAGUGUCACAUUUAUAUGUUGCAGCUUUUGUAUAGAAGUGAGAUGUUCAGGCCCAUGUUUGCACACACCCAGACAGAAACAAUUUUGUGUUUUACAAACAAACUUCUACAGCAAUGGAAUAACUGUUGUGUCCAAUCAAUAUUGUUCCCCAACUUCUUUAAAGCACUGUGUUUUUAUUGACAGUGAUGUCACAAUAGGGUUUUCUAAGCAUAACGUCUGAUAGAAUUGAAUGCCACUGGAGACCUUUAGUUAUGACGCUUUGAAAGAAAUUUCCCCCCAUUUUGUGUAAUUCUUUGUACAUGCUUUUUGAUGUUUCCUUGUUGAAAAAGAACUGUGAAUUAAGAAAUUUUAGAAGAAAUAAAUUUGUUUCAUUUCUGUAUGUCACUUUUUAUUUGAUUUGCCCCAUUGAUGUGACACAAACUCAAAUCCCAGGUUAAAAAAAAAACUGUUCUUAAGCCCAAUCCAGAUAGCAAUCCCUGUUACAGUCAGAAUUGUUGAACGUUUUAGCAAAGGUCCCGAAGUAAUGAACAUAAGGUACACCUGUAUCUACUUUGUAUCACUACAUAGCUCACGUGUCAAAUGCGGAAAAGUACUAACAUUAGUUACUACUAGUAUGAACGCUUACAUUGUGUCCUGGAAGGGCACCUGAGAAUCCCAGGAAUAUUUUUGUGAAAGUGAAAAGACACCCUUUUGUGCCAUAUUGAUUUUAGAAUUUCCUGCAGUAGUUUACAGAAGUGUAUUGCUUUAUUGCAAAAUUGAUUUAUUCAGACUUAGCCAUCUUGUGUAUAAAAUAGCGUUAGCUAUUAACAGAUGUUAUAGCAUUCUCAGGAGUCAUGAUUUUGAACCUGACCAAAUAAAAUGUCACUAAAAACACUUUGGAAGAA
This is a messenger RNA of Branchiostoma floridae (Florida lancelet), 9474 nucleotides long. RefSeq names its product zinc finger protein Xfin-like. NCBI's taxonomy places the organism in Eukaryota, Metazoa, Chordata, Leptocardii, Amphioxiformes, Branchiostomatidae. The record is from RefSeq and is a predicted model, not a curated record. The transcript has 4 exons. Gene Ontology annotation, molecular function: RNA polymerase II transcription regulatory region sequence-specific DNA binding; DNA-binding transcription factor activity, RNA polymerase II-specific. The coding region runs from base 385 to 7596 and encodes 2403 amino acids. Gene Ontology annotation, biological process: regulation of transcription by RNA polymerase II.